This is a messenger RNA of Coturnix japonica (Japanese quail), 6460 nucleotides long. It is a transcript of the gene TBX20, whose product is annotated as T-box transcription factor 20. Gene Ontology annotation, molecular function: RNA polymerase II cis-regulatory region sequence-specific DNA binding; DNA-binding transcription factor activity, RNA polymerase II-specific. Gene Ontology annotation, biological process: regulation of transcription by RNA polymerase II; positive regulation of DNA-templated transcription; cell fate specification. Lineage: Eukaryota; Metazoa; Chordata; Aves; Galliformes; Phasianidae. Gene Ontology annotation, cellular component: nucleus; chromatin. The record is from RefSeq and is a predicted model, not a curated record.
GGCCGCCGGCCGAUAGCAUCUCGGCGGCCGCGCGUUAAGGCGGGGGAGAGCACGGGCCCGGCCGCAGAGAGCCGCCGCGACGGGACGGAACGAGACGGGACGGGAAGGAAAGGAGCGGAGCAGAGCCGAGUCGAGCCGCCCCGGCGGGGCUCGCCAUGGAGUACACACCGCCCCCGAAGCCGCAGCUCUCGUCGCGGGCCAACGCCUUCUCCAUCGCCGCCCUCAUGUCGAGCGGCAGCUCCAAGGACAAGGAGGCCGCCGAGAGCACCAUCAAGCCUCUGGAGCAAUUCGUUGAGAAGUCCUCCUGCGCGCAGCCUCUGAGCGAUCUGUCCGGCCUGGAACCUCACGGAGACUUCAGCGGCAGCCCCUCGGCCCUGUGCACCGAGCCCCUCAUCCCCACCACCCCCAUCAUCCCCAGCGAGGAGAUGGCCAAAAUCUCCUGCAGUCUGGAGACCAAGGAACUGUGGGACAAGUUUCACGAGCUGGGCACCGAGAUGAUCAUCACCAAGUCCGGCAGGAGGAUGUUUCCCACCAUUAGGGUUUCUUUCUCGGGAGUGGAUCCUGAAGCCAAGUACAUCGUGCUAAUGGAUAUCGUUCCGGUGGACAAUAAGAGAUACAGAUAUGCCUACCACCGCUCCUCCUGGCUGGUGGCUGGGAAAGCCGACCCCCCACUCCCAGCAAGGCUGUACGUGCACCCCGACUCCCCGUUCACAGGUGAGCAGUUGCUGAAGCAGAUGGUGUCGUUUGAGAAGGUGAAGCUGACGAACAAUGAGCUGGAUCAGCAUGGCCACAUCAUUUUAAACUCCAUGCACAAGUACCAGCCAAGAGUCCACAUCAUUAAGAAGAAAGAUCACACAGCUUCCUUGUUAAAUCUGAAAUCUGAAGAGUUCAGGACAUUUAUCUUUCCAGAGACAGUUUUUACUGCUGUCACAGCCUACCAGAAUCAAUUGAUAACCAAGUUGAAAAUUGACAGCAACCCUUUUGCCAAAGGAUUCCGUGACUCUUCCAGACUCACUGAUAUCGAGAGAGAAAGUGUGGAGAGCCUUAUCCAAAAGCAUUCCUAUGCCCGAUCCCCGAUUCGAACCUAUGGAGGAGAAGAUGAUCUGGGAGAUGACAGCCAGGCUACGCAAAGCAGAGGAUCAGCUUUUACAACAUCUGAUAACCUGUCCCUCAGUUCCUGGGUAUCCUCUUCAACGAGUUUUCCUGGAUUUCAGCAUCCCCAGUCCUUGAGUGCCCUGGGUACCAGCACUGCAUCCAUUGCUACACCUAUUCCCCAUCCAAUCCAAGGAUCCUUGCCUCCAUACAGCCGCUUGGGAAUGCCUCUUACGCCCUCUGCAAUAGCCAGCUCCAUGCAAGGUACUGGCCCCACUUUCCCUUCCUUCCACAUGCCAAGGUACCACCAUUAUUUUCAGCAGGGUCCUUAUGCAGCCAUCCAGGGACUGCGUCACUCCUCUGCAGUGAUGACACCAUUUGUAUGACUGAUGUAAGAUGACAGAAACAUAAGAUUUUACAUGUGCAAGCUUGGUAUGAAAAGAAUACAAGGGACCUUCUAAAAAGGCCUGUGGUGGGAGACUGCUGAACUCUAACCAGCUAAGAAAAUACGUUGUGGAGAAUGAUUCCUCCAUUGAGGGAUCACAAGAAGAAAGCAUGCAGCUUGGAGCUGCUCACAGACCUAUGUGUAACACAGUCAAAACAAAUCCCAGAGUUCCCAGGAUUUCUGGUCAUGUGCAGGUUGUUCCAAAGGUUCAUUAUGCCUAGUGGAAAGAGACUAUGUUCAUGCAGCAGUGUACAAAUGAAUUGUGUAUGAGUCUUUUUCUGUAUGCUAGAAGGAUUCUGAAAAAGGCAAUUCUCUUAUUCAUUCUCACCUCUUCUUGUGAUUAAUGAGCAUCUAAACAGAGAAAUGUAUCACUGUAACUUUGAGCAUGUUUUAGGCUAUCUCAGCAUGAGGUUGCUGGGGAUGGGACAAAGUGGAGAAGGCCACUGUCCAUUUUAAAAGUCUGGCUUAUACUCACCAAGAGCAGUAUUUCAUAAUUGCUACUAUAAUCUCAUAGAGAAAAAUCAUUAGCAAGUAUUUAUUUCUUCCUUUUAUCUUUCUUUGUUUCUUUCACAAAACACUUAACAGUUCCAAGAACUGUGUUACAGGAUGGUAGCAGUAAUGAUGUAUUCUGUUCUGCUUGUCUCAUAUCCUAGGAGGAGCAAUUUAGAAGUCCAUUAAGAUAUGAUGAAGGAAAACAUUGAGUUUAAAAUCCAUUGCUUUUAAACUUAGAAACUGAAGACACUAAAAUUUUAAGCCAAAGCUACUGUUUGCUGCUGUGCUUGCCAUCUGUGUCCGGCCGCAAAUGGGUGCCAUUAUUUAACAGAAUUUCAGGUUAGAUCAGUCUAUAUCUAGACUCUAGAUAAAACUAUAAUCAAUAGAUUCACAUAAAAAUAGCAGUAUCUUGGAGUAUCUUUCUACUUACUCUGUUUUCUUGGGUAUGGUCACAGGUGUUACUAGACAAGCUGUUUGACCAGGACACAAGAGCUGUACUGUUGAGUUUUUCAAGUCCCAGUUUGCUUGGGGAAAUAUUGAUGAGAUUUGCCUAUAAUUUUAUUAUUAUUAUUCAUAUCUGCCUUAUUUUAGUUAGUAAGAAGUGUUCUCAUUGAAAAUACUGUUCACUUUUUCUAGUAUAUUGUGUCUGAUGCAACAAAGGAUCUGUGGAUUCAUAGGGAAGAAUGACCUCUGCAGUGAGCUAGCAUGAAUCCUUUGCACUGUUGAAAAGAGAACUGGUGUGAUGCCAGUUUACUGCCUGGUGGGAACUACGAUUUCACUGUAAAGAAGAAGUCAACACAGAUUUGCUGUGUGUUGUUGCAUCCAAGUUAUAGAUGGUAAAACUUCUAUUUGUAAAAAAAAGAACCUGCAGUCCAAUCUUAUAUAUUAAAAGAUUUGCGUAGAGCUGGAACAGAUGAAAAACCAUACAUUUUUGGCACUAUACUUCUCUACUCUUGACCAGUGGGUGUUGGUGACAUAAAAUGAAAAGUACAGUGCAAUGCACUGAGUGAAGUGCAGGGCAAGUCACCAGCUUUUGUUGUUGUCCCAGUGCUUCAUCAUACCAGCUCAAUCACAGACAGCGCUGACAACAUCCAAGAGUUUUCCCAGCUUCUGUUAUAGGGCCAAUGCAUACAUUCAAAGAUAAGAACCAUCUGUGUAUUUUCCAGUAGCUGAAUUUAAGAUAUUUCAAAUUAGCCAUUACCUUAUGGCCUUAGUCAUUUGCAGUAUCAUCCUAAUUUCCCUUUACUCAUUGUUGGCAAUGCUAAUAAAAAAUGACCUGGGAAAAUCCGCAGCUUGCACGUGAAUGAAACCAACUUCUAUUUGUAGUCUCUGAGUUUAGCAUUAAUACAAGCAGUUCUGUAAAAACAUGUAACGAGUCAAACUCUGUAGUUUUUAAAUGAUGUAGAAUCAGACACUGACUAAAUUGUCUUGAUAUAUCUAAACAUUAAAAUUUGCUCUAGUUUAUAGAUUCACCUGGAAAGUGCAUACUGUAGGGUUGUGCAUGUUCAUGACCUGUUCUAACAUAAAAAUACUAUUUUUCAUGAAGUUAUAUGAUACUAGAAAAAUCUAGAUUAUACUAGAAAAGAGCUGCAAGAAAAUACCUCUUUAAAUACAUACCCAAUUCUACAUACAUGAGAAUUUCAGGGUAGAUUUGGAAGGAAACUUUAAUGUCUCUCCUUCAACUGCUUGACUUCUGUAAAAUAAUGUGGAAUCAUAGAAUCACAAGUUUGGAAAUGACUUACAAGAUCAUCUAGUCCAACCGUAAAUAUGUGCAGCUGUAUGAAGGUUCACCACAGUCUGUGGGAAAGAUCUGUUUUUCAUAUCUAUUUCCUUCUGCGACUCCAUUAACUUACAGUGAAUAUGUCUAGGUCCAGAAAUCAAGCCAGUAGCUUUAGUCCUGAUACUUACGCUACAAAGUGGUCAAGUAGGAAGGCAGCUUUUACAUGGCUUCAGAAAUAAGUUUGUAACAGGUGGGUUAGUUUAGACAAGCUGUUCAGGUUAUGUAAAGACUACCCAUACAUUGACCUGUCCUUCCUUUGUGACUACAAAUUUUCUGUGAUGAGGUUUACAUUAAAUAUGAUCAAGUAAGGUUUCUGCAGAACUAUCAGUCAAAUCCACAGCCUGAUAUUUCCAGUCAGGUCAAGGCUCUCUCCACUCAGCUUCUUCUCACCCUUCUAUGGGCAACAAGAGAGUGAUUCCAAGAUGAAAUUACUGCUGCUCUUAAGACAGUGGUAAAUUUCUUGACUGUAAGCGAGACAGGAUUUCAUUCAAAUUUGCAUUCUUUCCUAAAAAUAAAGUCUAUCUGCAUGGAUGGUGGUUAUGACAGCAGCAUUAUAGGAUCUUUGCAAAGCAAACUAAAAAACAGCUAUUAAUCAGCUUUGGCAUUGACUGCGUAACUGGAAGAACUUAAUGUAAAUGUGUGAUUAAUUGGUUAAAGGACAAAAUUGUUUUGCUUAAAAUUGCACUACUUUGCAAGCAACUCAGUAAUUUAUUUAAGGAGUUGCUGUGCUGCUGUCACAAUUCUAUCACUUUCGGGACAGAACAUCUGUUUGCUGGUAGAUGUUCUAGGAAUGCCAAAUGUAACGUAGAGUUUAUUUUCCAAUAUAAUGCACAUUUUAUAUCCCAUGAGAAGUGCUCUUCACCUUUAUGAGCUAUAUUGGCUGAGCAAACCCAUGCUGCUUAGUGGGGUUUUUUAUUAUUGUUGUUUUAUUGAAGAAGGGUGGAGAGAACAUGCCUGAAUAUGCUUUUCAAAAAGAAUGAUAAGAUUAUCUUCCAAGGUGUUAAAAGUACUUUCGGGUGUUUUCAGGAUUACCCUUUUAUCCUUAGACAGUUAACAGCCUUAGGUCUUUUAUCCAACAAAAGCAUCUCAGGCCUAACAAAACUGACAUAAAUACAUUUGUAUAUAUAUUUUUUUCUUCUAGUUUUGGAGCCCUGAGACAAGCUAGAAUCAAAAACAUUUCACAUUUGGCUGUCGGCUUCAUGGUGUUGGUUUACAUGGCCCGAGGAACUCUUAAAGAUAAAAAUUCAGUCUCGUAGGUUUCAGGGUACUCUCCAGACAGAAACAGGCAAACAGGCAUACACUAAGUGGAUAAAGGUGCAGUUUUUAAUGGAAAUGCUUCUUUGUGAGUUCAACUAUAGUGGGCUGUAUGAUAACUAAUGUCCUUAUAGUGGGCUAUAACUAAUGUCCUUGUAGUGGAGCCUAAAAAAUGCAAUGGAAAAUUUUCCCCCAGAAGGGUUUAUUCUUGCAUAAAGGAUACACACAUGCAGUGUGUAUCAUCCACAACCUAUCCAGGAAGGUUGUGACACUGUACGAACAUGUGCACGUAUGAAGAUGGUGCAGCUUCCAACAUCCAACAAACACUAACUGGUAUUUGAAAAUGAACCUCUUUUAAAUUGAAAAAAGUCUGGGCUGUCAACUUGACUAUGUGCCACAUCCUUUGUAUGCACUCUGUGUGCGUUAUAAAGAAUCAGGAAUAUCAUUGACAAUGAUUGCAAAUACACGGGGAGCUUUCCAAAACUGGAAGGUAACGAAGCUGUGGUCAUUCCUUCCUGGACAAGAGGAAGAGAGACAGCGAGGUCAGUGUUAAUACUUUGAGCUCCUUAUCUGGACAAAAAUGUUGGUCUCAGAGCUUAUGCAGAGAGGUGAUGUCCACUCACUGCAAGAUUACGUUUCAUUUUGCUGAGAUGUUUUUCUCACCAUUCCUUACAGAGUGUGUUCUGCUGCAGAAGAUGUGGUUUCUGUACUAUUUACUUGCUGGCCAGAGGAUUUAAGUAUUACUCUGCGAUACACUGUCUCCAAGUAUAGUCUUUACUUUAUGAAACAACAACUUAUUUUCCUUUAUUUUUUCCCUCUAAAAGAAACUAAGCAGUGAUUUAAGUAAACUUUGAAUUAACUUUUUAUAAUACUUUAAGGACAAAAAAUACAGUUUGCUGUAUUUUACCUUUAGCACAUUUAAACAGCUUUUUUUUGUUGUUGUUGUUGUUCUUUUUCUUUUUCAAUUGUACCUUCGGAAACACAAAGAAAGAUUUGGUUUAAGAAUAAGGAAGGUAAAAACUGGAUGUAAUCUCUUUAACAGAAUGUACCGCAGUUCUGCUGUUUGCUGUGUUGACUGUUGUUUAUAAUGCAUUGCGUGAGCACAUUCACCAUGUACUGAAGUGUGUGUUUGUGUGUACGGGGUGGGGUAGGGGGAAAUCUUUUUAUGGAAAAAGAAGUUAUGAACAUAAACUAUGAAGCAACAUCUAAUGAAAAGUUUCUUUUUAAGUGCAAUAUAUUUAUUUCUGCUAGAAAUAUAAUAUCAACAUUAUGUAAUAUUUGAAGCAUUAUAUGUUAUUUGUAAACAGCUUAAAAUUAUAUAUAUAUAUCACAAAAUUGUACAGAAGUGCAAAUGUGUGGAUAUUCAGUUUCUUUCAUUAAAACGUUGGGUGUUUUCA